Culex pipiens pallens (northern house mosquito) is the source of this 1358-nucleotide messenger RNA. Its product is annotated as zinc finger protein 667-like. Bases 106 to 1356 code for a protein of 416 amino acids. The transcript is spliced from 3 exons. Gene Ontology annotation, biological process: regulation of transcription by RNA polymerase II. The record is from RefSeq and is a predicted model, not a curated record. Gene Ontology annotation, cellular component: nucleus. Gene Ontology annotation, molecular function: zinc ion binding; RNA polymerase II cis-regulatory region sequence-specific DNA binding; DNA-binding transcription factor activity, RNA polymerase II-specific. Lineage: Eukaryota; Metazoa; Arthropoda; Insecta; Diptera; Culicidae.
AAAUGCGGGUGUUGUCGAAACGUCAAAUCAUUUUCAUAACAAAAACAAAGUGUUGUUGCCGAGCGGCGUUCAAACCACAAUCCGUUUUAUCUCCAACGAGGCCGAAUGGUGAACCGAAGGUGUGCAUUUCCCGGUUGCCGGAACUUUGCACCUGGCCCAAGCAACCUGUCGUUCUUCCUGGUUCACUCAACCAGGCACAAACAACGCGAUAUGGCCAAGUGGCGCGAAGCCUGCGACGUGACGGAAUUCUGCCCAUCGGCCGUUAUUUGCGAGGAACACUUUGAGAAUGAAGACUUUGUCAAUCCUUGCUACAAAACGCAGGGUCUUCGACCAACGGCGGUUCCGACGCGAAGCCCCAGGUGCCGUCAAGCUCCUACAUUUGAAGUUGUGGACGUCACCAAGCCAGUCGAAGUGGACCGUCCAAUAACAGUCGAUUCAAGCAAACCAGCAGAGAGACCAGUCGAAGCCAUCUCAAACUGUCCCUCCAAGGAUUACUUAGGCCGACCGAGCAAGGUCAAGGUGGACAUGACUCGGCAAAUAAAAAUUAAAAAGUUCAUGGAGGAAUCGCUAGCUAGGAGCGCGAAAAAUUCCGAAGACACCGUGAUGGAGCCACCAAAAAAGCCUAAGAUUACGUCGCUAAGAAAUAUUGGCUGCCGGCUUUGUCUGAUGACCAAAGUUCCGGGAGUGUCCGCUUUCAGUCCUUUCGCCGGAGAGAGCUCCCUGUCGCACAUCAUCGAGACCUGCUUCGGGAUACGAAUUGAGAGGAAUGACUUUUGCACGGUAAUUUGCGGGGAAUGCCUGGUCAAGGUGGAUCUGUUUUGGAAGAUGUACUCUGAGUUUCAAGCGAAUCGGCUGGCGAUAGAGGAAUUGCGUCGAUCUCUUAAAGAUAAGGAGGAAGACGCUAAACAACACUUCCAAGAUGUGCCAGAUUCAGUUGAGCAUCGUCCAGCUAAAAAACGAAAGACAAAGGACAAACCAGUUCCAGACAGCAGUGAUUCGGAUUCCUACAGUAUUCCGGAGCAUCCGUUCUUCAAGACACAGUGCAAAAAGGUUUACCAUUGUCAUCUGUGUCCAAAGCAGCUCAAAAACGAAACCCUACUCAAGUAUCAUUUAACCUACAAACAUCGGGACAGUGACCCAAUGCGGCUCUGCGAAUAUUGCGCCAAAUUUUUCCACAAGCACAAACUUUCCCAACAUCUUCAACAUCACUUCGAACAAAAAAAGAUCAACUGUCCCACGUGCGGUAAAGUAAUAGCCAACGAACGCAAUCUCCAACGCCACAUGCUAGUUCACAGCAACGUGCGACCCUUCAGUGCAAACUGUGCGACAGAAGCUUCUCCCAGUCAUCGAACCUAAAG